CGGCAUGGGGGGAACGAAACGCGGGCUGUUUACUUCCCUGUUAGGGGUUACUCUCCGCGCCGCCGUGAGCCGCUCUCAUAGUGACGUCAUCCGUGCCCCACCACCCCGUCAUUGGUUCCUCAGUUGGGAAUCUCCUUCUCCGGUUAUGAAGAAAACACUAAUCAUGAAACCUCCACAAGCGGAGGCUAUGGAAGCUGUAGAAGAACUGGUCUGCUCCGCCGCUCAGGAUGAGACAGAGGAAGUAGAAAGCACUAAAGAAGAGGAUACUCAGAAGAACAAAAGAAGGAUGAGAAAAAAGAAAAUGAAACUACAGUGCCAGGUGCCAAGACCCACAGAUAAAUUAUUAACCCCAAAAACUCUUGACAAAAAAGAGAAAAAGAAAAGAAAACAUCUCACAGAAAAUGAAGAUGAUGACAGAAGUAAAAAACAAAAGAGGCCUAAUUAUUUUUUAUCACUUCCUAUUACAAACCCUAAGGUUCUUGGCAGUAUUCAGUCUUUCCAGGAAGCGGUGUUGGUGAAGGAUGAAAGACUCUCUAAGGCAAUGAUUCCAAAAGGCUCAUUCCAUCUCACUUUGUUCGUAAUGCAGUUAGCAAAUGAAGAUGAAGUUAAUUUGGCCAUAAAUGCACUUUUGGAGAGCAAACAACCAGUUGAAGAAAUCUUAAAGAGGAAAGCUUCAGUUUGCUCAAUUCGAGGAGUGGGCGAAUUUAAACAUGAAAUUGUGUAUGGUAAAGUGAUUGAAGGAGAUUCACUUCUUAAAGAAAUUGCUGAGAUCACAGAGAAGAUAUUUAAAGAAAAGGGGAUUGUCCUAGUAGGAUGCAAAGGCUUUGUACCACACUUGACCUUCAUGAAGCUGUCAAGAGCACCCAAGUUACGUAAGCAGGGAGUGAAAAAAAUUGAUCCCAAUCUGUACAAGGAUUUCCAAGAUCAUUACUUUGGGGAUGAAAUAUUGUACCGACUUGACCUCUGUUCAAUGCUAAAGAAAAGGAAACCAAGUGGGUAUUACCACACUGAGGCCUCUAUAUAUUUAGGUCAAAAGAACGGGAGAGAGCCAGAUGAUGCAGAAUUGGUGAGCCUAAGCAAAAGGCUAGUGGAAAAUGCAGUACUAAAAGCUGUACAGCAAUAUAUAGAGGAAACACAGGGCAAAAGCAGACAGACUGAUGGGUUGUCUUUGGAACCUGCCAAUAAUGAGAAAAAAUGAACAGAGCUUCUACUUGAAACUAAAAAGUUAAACUUGAAAUCGGUAACCUUCAAGAGACAGUAGCAUCCAGCUCAGGUGCUUCUUGUGCAUUGUGCUUCUGAACUAUAUUUUAGUAACGGGACAUGGUAUUUUUCAUGUAAUUGCUUGUUAAACUUCCUUCUCUUGCGGCAAAGCAAAAAAGAUAAAAGAAGAAAAAUUGAACGUAUAAUGUUCCCAUGGAGCAGAUUACAUGUAUACGUGGACAAGAAAUGGGACCUUUGUCUAUGUCAUCUGAAUUGGAAAUAAACGGCCACCCUCGAGGCCUUACGACAUGGAGAAGCCAUGCUGUCCAGUUUUAACAGAAAUACAUGAGUUUUUUUUUUUUUACUUCACAGCAAAACAAUCUUUUUACCUUAUUGCUGUUCAAGUGGCAACACUUGGAAAGCUAUGCUAAUGUUCUUGCUGGAUGUUCCUCGGAGAUUAUAUAAUCACUAUGUAUUGAUGCACAGGUUUCUUAAAUGUAUCAGGACGAAAUGCAGUAUUUCUGACAGUAAUUCAAAAACUAUUACAGAUUUUUUUAAUAUAAAUUGUGGCCAAAACGAUGCUAUACAGUAA
Messenger RNA from Spea bombifrons (plains spadefoot toad), 1792 nucleotides. RefSeq names its product A-kinase anchoring protein 7 (gene AKAP7). Gene Ontology annotation, molecular function: protein kinase A regulatory subunit binding. The transcript has 8 exons. The record is from RefSeq and is a predicted model, not a curated record. Gene Ontology annotation, cellular component: cytosol. The coding region runs from base 5 to 1198 and encodes 397 amino acids. NCBI's taxonomy places the organism in Eukaryota, Metazoa, Chordata, Amphibia, Anura, Pelobatidae.